Messenger RNA from Scleropages formosus (Asian bonytongue), 2659 nucleotides. Its product is annotated as ankyrin repeat and SOCS box protein 13-like. Lineage: Eukaryota; Metazoa; Chordata; Actinopteri; Osteoglossiformes; Osteoglossidae. The record is from RefSeq and is a predicted model, not a curated record. Gene Ontology annotation, biological process: positive regulation of protein catabolic process; protein ubiquitination. The transcript has 6 exons. The coding region runs from base 37 to 873 and encodes 278 amino acids. Gene Ontology annotation, molecular function: protein binding.
GUUACCCGCAAGCCGGUGUGAGCGCGCAGAGUGGGAAUGGAGGUCUCGAGGCCCUACUUUUUUGGAGAUAUAGGAUGCUGGGCGGAGCGCACCGAGGUGCACAAGGCCGCUUUCCAGGGUCACGCCCUGCUGCUGCGGCAGCUCAUCGAGAGUGGUGCGUCCGUUAACAUUGUGGCCGUGGACUCCAUCACCCCGCUGCACGAGGCCUGUAUGCAGGGACAGACGCAGUGUACAAGGCUGUUGCUGGACGCUGGUGCGCAGGUUGAUGCCCGCAACGUAGAUGGCAGCACGCCGCUGUGUGACGCCUGUGCCGCAGGCAGCCUGGAGUGUGUGAAAUUGCUGUUGGAACAUGGAGCAGCAGCAAACCCCACCCUCACUUCCCGCACUACCUCACCCCUCCACGAAGCUUGUGUGGGAGGUAACUCGGACUGUGUUCGGCUCAUGGUUGCCGAGGGCGCCCACCUGGAGGCGUAUGACCUGUACUUUGGAACCCCGCUGCACAUCGCUUGUGCGAAUGCACAUGUGGACUGUGCCAAAGUGUUGCUCAAUGCAGGUGCCAAUGUGAAUGCAGCUCGCCUGCACGAGACGGCUCUUCACCACGCAGCCAGGCGCAAGAGCGUGGAUCUGAUCGAGAUGUUGCUGGAGUUUGGGGGGAAUGUGUACGCCAGGGACAAAUAUGACAGGAAGCCUAUCGACUACACCAGACCUGGCUCACCCUCGGCUCUCUGCCUGGAGUUUUAUGAAAGAACACCACUGAGUCUGCAGCAGCUGAGCAGGGUCUCUCUGAGGAUGGCGUUGGGUACGAGAGCUUUGGAGGUCGUGUCCAAACUCAACAUCCCCAGCCGGAUCAUUAAGUACCUCUGUUAUUGCUGAAGAAACCACCAUUUUCCACGUGACGUGUACGCACAAGGAACUGCAUUUUUACCGACCACCUGAAGCAUCACCUAGUACAACUGCUGUUACGGUUCCCCAUGCAACUAUAGACAGACACACAAACGCACACGCACGCACACACGCACAACUCAGAGCGCAAACCUCCGGGAAGUACAAGAGGGAAGCGAAGGGCACAUGCUCUUGUUUUCCACACACGGGUGUCUGAUUAUUUUGGUGGAAAGAAUGUGUCCAUCAUACACUGGUCUGUGCUUUUAUGUACUUAGAAGUACAUGUCCCUGCUAACCUGAUGUUCUUUGAGGAGACAGGACAAGGACAUGCAAAGCUGACAGGUUCAUGGUGUGCAGGAGCAGACAUUGCAAGCUCCUUCAGUGAGGGAAACCAUUUUAAUGACAGUUCCUGCACAUCUGUCACCUUUGCGAAUAGCAGCAUAGCGGGCGGAUUUGAGAGAGAUGCUCUCCAGAUGUUCCUGGUGUCUUGGAUAUCUUGGUGACCAGCUUUCUUUGAAGUGUCAUCACAGAUGGAAUUGUUUCUCUCAAGCUGCAGAGCUCAUUCAGCGAGAGCGUCUUCGCCCCUCUGGUUGAAGUCCUUUACAUGAUGAAAAAUCAGCAGAACCCAUGAAAAUGGGAACGGUCUUUAGUUACAGUGUUUGUUGUGCCUGCCGACUGAGUUCUUUUUAAAUCCAUCUUUUUAACUGCUCAGAGGGAAGUAAAUAUUUGCCCUCCAGUGCUCUGCUGGCAUUCAGAGCUAAUUCAGGUGGACGCACACAGUUGCUGACUGCAACACUGUUUUUACAACCGUUUACAAGCUUUUUUCUCCAGAAACAUUAAUGUAAACUUCAGUUUUGUACCAAAUGGUCAGAAUUACACAGCAGGAUGUUUUGCUGGCACUCUUCAGGUUAUUUACCUUGAUCAGAGGUUAGUGUUAGUAACCCGUGCUUCUGUCCAAGCAGCCAGCCCGUUCCUGUCCGGAGAGCUUCCCUCACCCUGAAACCUCAGUUCUGCGAAAAGCCUGUCUGCCCUCGGCCACUGGUGAGGAGGGUCAGUGUGUCGCCACUGAGGAUGAAGGGAUGUGUGUUGUAGAUGCUGGAACUGCCGCUCAGGUUUGACUGCGGCUUUCGCACAGGAAGCAGUGCAUGAUGGGAGCAGGGCCUGUGCGUGAUUUUCACAAAGACUUUCAUAAUGUCCCAAAUGGAAACUGAAAUAAGCUGCGAUUUAUGUUUAAACUGGUGGAAUUUUUACUUCAAACGCUCUGAGCUUUUCAGCAAAAUAAGCACUGAUGCCUUUGCGAUAAUGGUGCUUUUAAAAAAUAAUGUUUUGUGUCUGAUGGGCUUUUAGUGGUAAGUCAUUUGAAAUGUUGCCCAUGCUUGCAAGGGCCUUUAAAUCUGGCACACUUGUGGUUUUGAUAGAACAGAUUAGAUAGGUUUCUAUAUGGGAAUGUGGUUUACGAGGGAGACGUGAUUGUUUAUUGGGGCAGGCACACAGUGGCACAGCUACAGAGAUUUGUGUGUAAACAGGGUUUCAUGCUGGUGCUCUAAGUUCUAAAAAAUUUAAAAAAGGAAAUAAAAGCUAGCAAUUCCUAAUGAGGGAAGUGUCAUUCUCUUCAUUUAUGUGAUUUGCUGCUUCGAAUGCCAUUUCUCUUCUUUUUCCUCUCUUGCUUUCCAGACUUUGUGUAGGACAGGAAACAACAAAGGCAGAACCUACCUGAUUUACUGGUACUUAAGUGUUUUUUUUAAAAGUUAGAAAUAUAUUUACAUGUAUUCUUUUAA